This is a messenger RNA of Gaeumannomyces tritici R3-111a-1, 1985 nucleotides long. RefSeq lists its product as hypothetical. The coding region runs from base 409 to 1638 and encodes 409 amino acids. The record is from RefSeq and is a predicted model, not a curated record. The transcript has a single exon. Gene Ontology annotation, molecular function: rRNA (uridine-N3-)-methyltransferase activity. Gene Ontology annotation, biological process: rRNA base methylation. Gene Ontology annotation, cellular component: cytoplasm. Lineage: Eukaryota; Fungi; Ascomycota; Sordariomycetes; Magnaporthales; Magnaporthaceae.
GGCCCAAGAAAGCUGUCGCGAUAAUUACCUAUUACCUAUUACCUAUUACCUACUGUAGGCUCGGCUUCUCAGGGGAAGCUGCUUGCGUCAAAAGACAACCCAGACCCACCUAUUUCCCCAAGUUGGACCAAGGCCCGAUCCACCCGAUUCGCCUGGCUCCCUGGUCAGGCCCAAGGCCCCAAGUUUUCGGGAAGGCCCUUCGACCAGCCAAUCAACUGCCAGGCGCGUCUUUUGAUAUUGCACCGCUCCGACCGACAGCCUCGUCUCUGCUCAGCCAGCAACUCACUGCGUGUUCGAGAAGAUCAGGUUUCUUCCCGUCUCGAGCACGUGAGAAAGUAGCAGAAACCAAGGGAAGAGAUUAAAGACGACUAAAAGUCACACCACGUACCUGGUUGAAGAGAAAAGACCAUGUCCAACAAGAGGCGGAAGGUCCAGCAACACGGCUCAAGGCUCAAGGGCCAGCUCAAGGGGCUCGGCACUCCGGGGCUCAAACACAAGGUCCCCAAGCCGGGCAAGAGCCACGGGAAACCCGGCCAGAACCUAGCAUCAAAAUCAGCAUCAGCAUCGGCAGCAAAGGCGCCCACCAAACCCAAGAAACAGCAGCAGAACCAGCGACCCACCAUACCAUUUUCGUCCUCGGACUCCAUUCUUCUGGUCGGUGAGGGCGACCUCAGCUUCGCGAGGUCUCUGGUCGAGCACCAUGGCUGCGUCGACGUGACCGCCACCGUUCUGGAGAAGGACCUCGACGAAUUGGUGGCCAAGUACCCGCACGCGGCCGAGAACGUCAAGGCCAUCGAGUCGUCCUCGCCGACGCCGCCGGCUGGCUGUGAUGCGGACGCCAGCAGCGCCAGGAGCACAAAAAGCAACAGGGUCCUCUUUGGCGUCGACGCGCGCAAGAUGGCUCCGCUACCAGGCGGCAAGCAACGCAGCAAGCAGACCGGCGGCGGCGGCGGCGGCAGCGGCAGCGGCAGCGGCAGCAACAGCAGUACCAAAACCGGCACCUGCUGGGACCGCAUCGUCUUCAACUUCCCCCACGUCGGCGGCAAGAGCACCGACGUCAACCGCCAGGUGCGCUACAACCAGGAGCUGCUCGUCGACUUCUUCGGGUCCGCCUCGGCGCGCCGCUGCCUGGCGCCGGGGGGCGCCAUCGUCGUGACCCUGUUCGAGGCCGAGCCCUACACGCUCUGGAACGUCCGGGACCUGGCCCGCCACUCGGGCCUGCAGGUCGGGCGCAGCUUCGCCUUCAGCGCCGGUGCCUACCCGGGCUACCGCCACGCCCGCACCCUCGGCGUCGUCCGCUCCGCCGGCGGCAAGGGCGACGUCAGCAGCGCCGCCUGGCGGGGCGAGGACAGGGCCGCGCGGAGCUAUGUCUUUUACCGCAAGGGCGAGGUGCCGCCGCCCCCUGCGCCCAAGGGCGGGAGGAAGAAGAGGAAGCUGAGCGGGGACGACGACGACGAUGACGAUGAAGACGACGGAGAUGACGAUAGAGGAGAUCAAAUCCGUGGCGAUUCGUUAAAUAGCGGAGAUGAUAACGAUGACGACCAAGACGACGACGACGACGACGACGACGAUAAAGACGAGGACAACGGCGAUCCGUCUGGCGCCGAUAGCGACGGGGACGAUCCUUCCGACAACUAGACAAGUUCCACGGACCACGCCGAGUAAGCACGCCAGUCCUUCCGUUUCAUUCAGUCGGUAGCAUCCGCCACAUGAUGGUAUAGCCACCUACCACCAUCACAGCAAGGCGCAUGCAUAGCCUUGGAAGCCUUGUAGUAGCACUGCUCAAGCCACCAAACGGCACACAGAACGCCUUCUCGAUCCUUGUACACCGUAUCCUCUAGGGCGCUAGUCGGUGACAAAGCACCGCGGAAUCUGUAUAUUUGGGAUGCCUUGGUUAUUCGAUAAUAUCUCACCAGAGCCCCUGGAAGUAUCAGCCAUUUAGCCCGUCGUAUACGGAGCGAGCCCGAGAUUCAACAUGAGUUUUU